AUGGUGGGGAGAAGAGGGGGGGAGGACACCGGCGUCAUCAUUUGCAUCAUCGCGACAACAAAGCAGUUGAAAGAAACGACGUUGACGUUGAAGAGCCUGGACGCGUUGAGCCUCCUGUUUUUCCCCCUUCCCCUUGUUGGAUCACCGCAUGAACUCCAGAUGACAUUCGGCAAGCGGCAACGUAACACGGCGCGGGCGCCCAGCCAGCUCAUCCCUAAAACAUUCUCAGACUUGAACCAGCUCAUCGCAAUUUCGCGAUCGAGCACUGCAGCAAACGAUUCAGGUUGGCUUUUGCCUCGUUCAUACUGUGCUGCCUUGCCUCUCUUGGGUUCGCCGCCCCCACAUCCUGCAGCUUUCCAAUCUGGCGCUGCAUGGGAGAUUGGGAGCGUCGGGCCCUUGAAUCUGAAACGAACAGGGAUUGAACACCCCCUGAGUCGUCAGGGGGCGUGCGCCUUGGGUUUGAUCCACUCCCGCGAGUUGACGGUUGCGUUACGGAGUACUUGGGAAGUUGGGAAGGAGAAUCACCGCCAGCUGGCAACCACUUCCACUUCGUCUCUGAGGUGCAGUCUUCAUCACCAACAACCUGGGAAAACACCAAGAACCAUCGGCGAGCACCUCGGCUUCGGAAGGCAGGCCCAGAAGCACCAGAAUGGAGAGUCCGGGGGACGGAGCCCUGAUCACCACAGACCCAGCCAGGCCCCCUUCCUCGGAGCGAAGCAGGAAGGGAAGAUCCAAUGA
This is a messenger RNA of Colletotrichum lupini, 738 nucleotides long. RefSeq lists its product as uncharacterized. NCBI's taxonomy places the organism in Eukaryota, Fungi, Ascomycota, Sordariomycetes, Glomerellales, Glomerellaceae. The transcript is spliced from 7 exons. The record is from RefSeq and is a predicted model, not a curated record. The coding region runs from base 1 to 738 and encodes 245 amino acids.